Salmo salar (Atlantic salmon) is the source of this 2647-nucleotide messenger RNA. Lineage: Eukaryota; Metazoa; Chordata; Actinopteri; Salmoniformes; Salmonidae. The record is from RefSeq and is a predicted model, not a curated record.
UGGCCCCGUGAGGCCCUCCUGUCCGUGUCCCAGACCUUCUUCCAGAACGUGGAGUUCGGCAGUGAGGAGAUAAAGGAUCGUUUCAGUGAGAUGUGUGUGGAGAUCCACGUCAGUGUGACAGACAUGGCCGAGAGGUUCUACUCUGAGCUGAGACGACGCUACUACACUACCCCCACCUCAUACCUGGAACUGAUUAACCUCUACCUGGCCAUGUUGGGAGAGAAGAGACAGCAACUAGUGGCUGCUCGUGACAGGGUAAAGAAUGGUCUGACUAAGCUGUUGGAGACCAACGUGUUGGUGGAUAAGAUGAAGAUAGACCUGUCAGCUCUGGAGCCUGUCCUCAAACAAAAGUCUAUAGACGUCAACGCCCUCAUGGGGAAACUAGCCGUGGACCAGGAGAGCGCUGACAAGGUGCGUAAAGUGGUGAAGGAGGACGAAGCCCUAGCCAAGGUGAAGGCUGAGGACACCCAGGCCAUAGCAGCAGAUGCCCAGAGGGAUCUAGACGAGGCUCUGCCCGCUCUGGAAGGUGCCAACAAGGCCCUGGACUCACUGGACAAGGCAGACAUCUCAGAGAUCAGGGUCUUCACCAAACCACCUGACAUGGUCAUGACUGUCAUGGAGGCCGUCUGCAUCCUGCUGGGCAGCAAACCAGACUGGUCCAGUGCCAAGCAGGUGCUGGGUGACUCCUACUUCCUCAGGAAGCUGAUGGAAUAUGACAAGGAAAACAUUAAGCCCCAGAUCCUCCAGAAGCUUCAGAAGUACGUGAACAACCCGGACUUUGUCCCUGAGAAGGUGGAAAAGGUGUCCAAGGCCUGCAAGUCUAUGUGUAUGUGGGUCCGGGCCAUGGACCUCUACUCCAGAGUCCUCAAGGAGGUCGGACCCAAGAAAGAAAGACUGGCCGCCGCACAGAUGGAGCUGAAUGCUACCAUGGCAACCCUGAAGGAGAAGCAGGCCCAGCUACAGGAAGUACAGAACAAAAUUAAGAUCCUCCAGGACCAGUUUGACAAGAGCAUCGCAGAGAAGGAGGGUCUGGCUAAGACCAUGGCUCUGACCGAGGCGAGGCUGGGCCGUGCAGGGAAGCUGACAGCAGCUCUGGGGGAUGAGCAGGUUCGCUGGCAGGAGAGCAUCGAACUGUUUGAACAGGAGAUCCAUAACGUGGUGGGAAACGUCUUCAUCGCUGCAGCCUGCGUGGCAUACUACGGAGCCUUCACAAUGCACUACAGACAACUGCUGAUAGACCAGUGGAUUGUGCGAUGCCAGGAGUUGGGCAUCCCCAUCAGUGCCAGCUUCAGCCUCAUCAACAUCCUGGGCGACCCCUAUGAGAUCCGCCUGUGGAACGCCGAGGGGUUGCCCCGCGAUACCGUUUCCACUGAGAAUGGAAUCCUGGUUACCCGUGGACGCCGCUGGCCACUCAUGAUCGACCCUCAGGAUCAGGCCAACCGUUGGAUCCGUUCCAAGGAGACCAAGAACGGUCUGAAGGUGAUCAAGCUGACCGACGCUGGUUUCCUGCGAACCCUGGAGAACGCCAUCCGCAUGGGAAUGCCCGUACUGCUGGAGGAGCUGAAGGAGACUGUGGACCCGGCUCUGGAGCCCAUCCUGCUGAAGCAGACGUUUGUGGCGGGCGGCCGCACCCUCAUCCGCCUCGGAGACUCCGACAUUGACUACAACAAGAAAUUCAGGUUCUACAUGACCACCAAGAUGGCCAACCCCCACUACCUGCCUGAGGUGUGUAUCAAAGUGACCAUCAUCAACUUCACUGUGACCAAGUCUGGUCUGGAGGACCAGCUUCUCAGUGACGUGGUUCGUCUGGAGCGUCCUGACCUGGAGGAACAGAGGAACCAGCUGAUUGUGAGGAUCAACGCCGACCGCAACCAGCUGAAAGCCAUCGAGGACCGCAUCCUCAAACUGCUCUUCAACUCCAAGGGAAACAUCCUGGACAAUGAGGAGCUGGUGCAGACCCUGCAGGAGUCAAAGGUGACGUCAGAGGCCAUUAAGCAUCGUUUGGAGGAGGCGGAGGCGACAGAGCUGAUGAUCAACGCGGCCAGGGAGCGUUACCGGCCCGUGGCCACACGAGGCUCCGUCAUGUACUUUGUCAUCGCCAGCCUCUCUGAGAUAGACCCCAUGUACCAGUUCUCCCUCAAGUACUUCAAACAGCUCUUUAACUCCACCAUAGAGAUAUCAGAGAAGAGCAGUGUUCUGGAGGAGCGCCUGCAGAUCCUCCUGGACCAGACCCUGCUCACCAGCUACACCAACGUAUCCCGCGGCCUGUUUGAGCAGCACAAGACCAUCUACAGCUUCAUGCUUUGUGUGGACAUCAUGCGCCAGCAUGGCGAGGUCUCUGACGCAGAGUGGCAGCACUUCCUGCGAGGAGCGCCCCCCCCUUGACAAGGAUCAUCCAGAGAGGCCUGACGUGCCAUGGCUAGCAGAGUUUACCUGGCAGACAUGCUGUGAGCUGGAGGAUACUCUGCCCUGCUUCAACGGCAUCAAGAGAGAGAUCACCGCCACACCCAUCACUAUAAAACUAGCUACAGAAGUAGAAGAAUAUUGGAGUGUGUGUUCCCAGGUCGUCUGGAAGUGUGUAUCAACCCAGAGAACUGGCAGGGCUACGUGUCUGACUCCCAGCUGCCUCCCUACUCAGAGGAGAUGU